Messenger RNA from Engraulis encrasicolus (European anchovy), 8670 nucleotides. RefSeq names its product zinc finger, FYVE domain containing 16 (gene zfyve16). Gene Ontology annotation, cellular component: early endosome membrane. Lineage: Eukaryota; Metazoa; Chordata; Actinopteri; Clupeiformes; Engraulidae. Gene Ontology annotation, biological process: endosomal transport. The transcript has 18 exons. Gene Ontology annotation, molecular function: metal ion binding. The record is from RefSeq and is a predicted model, not a curated record. Bases 296 to 4903 code for a protein of 1535 amino acids.
AAGGGCAGUAGAACUUCUAGUUCUAGGGCCCCCUACUGUCCCUUUAAACAACACUCGAAAAACACACCGGUAAGCGCAUAGUAGCUGCUGCUAGCUGGCUAAAAUGGUCGUCAGAGGGAAGCAGUGGGUGUUUAUAUGACUUUGAAGUUCUGUGGAAAUAAACGAAAUCACUGUCAUCCUAUGAUAUAUCUAUAUGAAGAUCUGAACCCCUGCACGGAAAUGCAACGGACCACAUCAGAGCUAUGAAGUUUUUUUCGGAAUGUGAGGGGUGAGUGGACUGUCACAUGCCCCAAGGAUGGAUAGCUUUUUCAAAGCUGCGGUGUGUGACCUGGACAAGCUGUUGGAUGAUUUUGAAUUAAAUACGGAGGAUGUUGACUGCAAGCCAGCCGUCCCCUCCGAGCGCCCCCCUCCACCUCCAUACCCAGGUGCCUCUCAGUGUUUCGUGCCUGCGCAACCCACGGUAGUCUCCAACUCUCUGCCAGACGUCAAUGCUCUCCACUACUGCCCAGCCAGCACCUCCACCUCCACCUCCUCAAACGGGAGCAAAAACCAAAGAGCCCAAGAGAAGCCCCUGACGGGGGUAGACCUCCUGUCCUCGGUCAAUGGCAGAGCGAACAACAACAACAACACCACCAACAGCAAGAGCCUCACCGCGCCCCCCUGCCCCGACCGGGCCUUGAAGCCCGUCUGCGAUCUGGUCAGCGAUGCCAGCUCUGCGGCGGCUGCUGCCGCAGCUGUAGCGGCCAGCAACAACAGCCACGAUGCCUUCCGGGAGCUGGAGGAGGCCGAGAGGCAGCUGGAAGAGGAGCUUCUGGUGGACUUUAGCAGCCCCGUCGUGUCCUUGCCUUCUGAAGCAGGAGGUGCUCAAGCGAACUCUGUCGGGGCUCAGUCGGGAUCGGACCCGGCGAACUCCCUCAGCCUGCUGGACGUUAUCCUCCCCGCAGGUGUCGAUAGGCUAGGUGACCCCCAGGAGAGCCUCCUGCCCAAUAGUAGCCCAGAAACGCUAGCUUUCAAUGGGGCGGAAGUAUUACACAGCCAUACGUUACCGGAUGGCACAAGCUGCUCAACAACAGAAGAACAAAGCAUAACCCCUGCUAAUGGUGAACCGGUUGCCCCGUCUGCGAAUCACGUCGCGCAGAACGGGAAGGAGGUCGGCUCUGUGAGUGAAGACCUAAAGCCGAGUGCUGCUGCUACUACAGAUGACUGUGACGCUGCUGCUGCUGCUCCGUCGGCGGUUCAGCCGCUGGGCGAAAGCGUCGCAGGGGAAGAGCCAGAGAACUGCGCCGCGGCGAGUGAACCCCCUGCCCCCGAUCCAGAGGCGUCCUCCAUGUCCUGCCUCCCCAUGGCCGUGUCCAUGUGCAGUUCUCUGGUGAGCUCUAGGGAGGAGAAAGAGGCGGUGGCGGCGGCAGCGUCUUCAGACGUGGAGGCCCGCAAAGCUCAGGAGAGAACAGAGUCCUCGUCUUUGUCAGCUCCCUCAUCCUCCACCGGGGCCGAAUCUCAACAGCCUCCCGUUCAGCCGCCUGCCCAGGAAAUGGCAUCAAGUGCCGCACCACCACCAAAGGAGUGUGAGACCAGUGUGGAGAACCACGCCAGCUUGGAGGCAUGUCCCGAGGCAGGGUGUCCUAAGUCUGUGUCGGACGAAGCCUCCUCCUCCUCCUCCACACCUGCGCACAUAGUCCGCUCACCUGCCACGGGUGAAGAGGCACCUCCACGGCCACCAGGGGGCAGGCUGUCUCCGUACGAGGAGAUGAGCAGCCGGAGCCUUCCGGAAAGCAGCCAGUCGCCGCCCUCCGACGACGGCUACGGCUACCAAUCGGAAUUGGGCUUCGCCAACGACUACCUCCCCGAGAGCGAGCGAGCCGAGGCCGAGGCCGCCAUGGUGACGGACGAGGAGCUGGACGCCUUUCUGAAGGCCCAGGCGUCGUGUCACGCCGACGCGUCCAACGACGACAAGGACGACGGCUUCUCGGAGAUGAACGGCGACGCCAUGGACGUGGACGCGCUGAUGGAGGGCGAGCUGCGGAGUUGCCCCGCCCCCGCCGCGGACAGUUUCGCCUCGCCCGAGAGCGACCAAUCGUUCGCCUGUGUCGCCGAAGACCGGGACGUUUCCGAGCCGUCCACCCCGUCCCAAGACAGCGUCCCCGGGACACCCCCUCGGGACGUGUCGCCCGCUGCGGGGCGCGUCCCCAACGCCACUUGCAACUCCACCCCGCCCCAGCAUCUGUACUUCGGAGGGGCGCGGCCGAAAACUCUCGGUCCGGGGCUGAGGUCUCCGCCAGCGAGGCCGUGUCACGAUGGCAACCUCCACGAGACGCCCUCCCCGGCUGACUUUGGAGAGAACAACAUCCACACCCCGCCACCCAACGUAGAGGCCCCGCAGACGCCGAGUCCACAACGCGAGGGGGUCCCCCCACCCGACCCGCCCACCCCUUACCCCAGCGAGGACCGCUUCGAGUCCAGCCUGGAGUACGACGAACUCUCGGAGCCUCCGCCUUACCCCGGACGGACGGUCGGAGAAGGGGUGCCUGCGGGGGCCCCAAACCAGGCAGGGACCUCGGCGGACGACGGCCUGGGUUCAAAGCAGCCUUCCUGGGUGCCCGACUCCGAGGCUCCCACGUGCAUGAACUGUGGCCAGAAGUUCACCUUCACCAAGCGGCGGCAUCACUGUCGAGCAUGCGGAAAAGUGUACUGUGCCGUCUGCUGCAGUCGGAAAUGCAGACUCAAAUACCUGGACAAGGAGGCCAGAGUGUGUGUGGUCUGCUACGACACCAUACAGAGAGCUCGGGCCCUGGAGAGGAUGCUGAGCGGGAGCGGGCCGAGCCCCAAUCCCAACGUGCCGUCUGAGUACUGCUCCACCAUCCCCCCGCUGCAGCAGGCACGCGCGGCCGGCACCCUCAACUCCCCCCCGCCCACCGUCAUGGUGCCCGUCUCCGUCCUCAAGCACCCCGGCAACGAUGGUUUCCCAAGGGAAGAGAAGCACGUGUGGUUUGCCGAUGGCAUCCUGCCCAAUGGCGAGGUGGCCGACACCACACGCCUCUCCGUGCGGCCCCGCCGGCCCUCGCAGGAGUCCAGCCCCGUCACUCCAGACCCACCCAGCACGCCUAACAGCAAGCCCCUGCCCCCUCCCAAGGAGGCGGAGGCGGAGGUUGAGCAGAAGGAGGAAGAGGAGACUGGUGGUGGUGGUGGUGGUGUUGGUGGUGGGGGCGAGACCCCCAGUGCAGCCGUGGUGGAGAGGCGAGCCCCCACAGGGCCCUGGGACUACACCCUGCUCAGCGGCCUCACCGCCUGCGUCUCCCGCGACCCCUGCCUGGUGCCCGACGACCCCGAGGGGCUGCCCCCGCUGCUCAUCGCCACCGGAGACGACGACGCCGGAGAUCUGCUGGUUGAGGAGCGUCCUGCCACGUGCCAGAUCCUGCUCCUAUUGGAGGAGGGCGGGCCGCGACCCCUGACCUUUGUCCUCAACGCCAACCUGGUGGUCAACGUCAAGCUCGUCACAUAUGGCGAGCGUCGGUGCUGGUGUGUGAGCUCCAGCGGCCUGCGUGGUGUGGGCCAGAGGGAGCUGCUGUUUGUGCUGGAGUGCCUGCCGGAGGAGAGCAGCCUGCCCCGGGACCUCUUCACCCUCAUCAGCUCCAUAUACCUGGACGCACAGAGAGGGAAGUUCAUCGAGGACUUGGGCAACGUGACGUUCACGGACAGCUUCCUGGGCACCAAGGACCACGGCGGCGUGCUGUUCUUCCUGCCCUCCUUCCAGCCCAUGGAGGGCCUGGCCGCGCCGCCCGAGCCCUUCCUCUGUGGCGUGCUCCUCCAGAAGCUGGAGGUGCCCUGGGCCAAGGUGUUCCCCCUGCGCCUCCUCCUGCGACUGGGCCUGGAGCACAACGUCUACCCCUGUACGCUGGUGAGCGUCCGCUUCAGACAGCCAGUGUUCCAGGAGACGGGGCACACCAUCAUGAAUCUGCUGGCAGAUCUCAGAAACUACCAGUACAGCCUGCCGCAGGUGGAGGGUCUCCGAGUACACAUGGAGAUGGGCAACAGCACCAUCCACAUCCCCAAGGCCAGGUUUCACGAGAUGCUGAAGGUGGUGAACUCGUCCAAUGAGCAUGUGAUCAGCGUGGGCGCCUGCUUCAGCACGGAGGCCGACUCCCACCUGGUGUGUGUGCAGAGCGAGGAGGGCGGCUACCAGACCAAAGCCAACAGCAUGCUGGGAAAGACACGCAGAGUGACGGGAGCCAGCUUUGUGGUGUUUAAUGGGGCACUCAAGGCAUCUUCAGGAUUCAUUGCCAAGUCGAGCAUUGUAGAAGAUGGGCUAAUGGUGCAGAUUCCUCCGGACAGCAUGGGGGCGCUGCGGCAGGCUCUGCGGGACCAGGCCGACUUCCAGAUCCCCUGCGGCCGCGCCGACAGCAGCGAGGCGCGCGAGAACGUCACCAUCCGCUGGGUGGACUGGAGCCCACCAGUCAACAGAGGGGUGACGAGUCCCAUUGACGGCCGCUCUCUGGAGGGAGUGUCCAGUGUUCGCAUCCAGCAGGAGACCGUCUUUGAGAGCGACGGCCGAACCAUUGUGUGCACAGAGGUGUUCUAUCUGCUGAAGAGCUCGGAGUGCCCCCUGGGGGCGGUGAUGUCGUCCUGCAGCCAGUUCCAGCGGGAGAUGGCCACGGCGGGCUGUGCCGCGCUCUGCCCCCACCUGGCCGUGCUCAUGGCCGCCGGCAUCAACAGCCUGGGCCUGCGCAUCUCCACCGACACAGACAUGGUGGAGUACCAGGCCGGUUCGGGCGGUCGCCCCCUCCCCCAGCGCUACAUGAACGAGCUGGACGGCGCCCUGAUCCCCGCCAUCCACGGGGGAAGCUCCCGCGUACCCCAGCACGCCCUGGACAUGGAACUGGUCUUCUACAUCUCGCACAGCCUGUAAAGCCAAGCAAGCAAGCAACACCCCCACCUCCCUGAACACUAAACUAGAACGGCACAGCACAGCACAGCGGGCCAGGCCAGGCCAAACCAGUUGGCUACUAACCUCUCGGCAUCUCCACGAUAUCUCACCCUCUCUCUCUCUCUCUCUCUCUCUCUCUCUCUCUCUCUCUCUCUCUCUCUCUCUCUCUCUCUCUCUCUCUCUCUCUCUCUCCCUCUCCCUCUCUCGCCCUUUUCUGUCUCUUGAACUCCGAGAAGACCAGAGAUGGAGGAGAAAUGUAAAACCUGCAUCUCACACCUCAAGGCUCCACACUAACAACCUGGAGAUGGAUGGAUGGAUGGAUGUUACUAUGGACAGAGAGGGACGGACGGCUGAAUGGGGUACCUUGAUGAAGCGAUGGAUGGAUGCGUGGAUGACAUUGUUGACAUCUGCAACAUUGAUUCGUCUUCGAAGAUGAGAUGGACCUUCCACAUGGCUGAGCGGAAAGCGAGAGGGCAAUAGUAUCCAUGUCAUGCAUCAUGUCAUGCUGUUAUCUUAUCUCACAGAAGGAGAUGAAACAUGAGGGGGCAUGUCUUUCAGCAUCUAAAGAUAGAACCAGUUCUUGACAUUUCAUUUCAUAGCUCCUCCUGUGUGGCCCAGAUGAUUCAGCAAGUUUUGAUGUGGCUUGAUGUGAAUUCUCCAUGAUUUGAGUGGGUCAUGUUCAGCGUCGACCGUAAACGCAAGCUCUUUAUGACCACCUAAAGGCCUUAGCUGGACUUUUCAUCUAAACAUCGUCCAAACGCCAUCCAGACAGCGUCCAAAGCCAUGGAGCUGGUUUUUCCCCACAUCCCUCGGAAGUCUUUUGAUGGUCAACUGGGCCUGAACAUUCCACUGAAGAGUCAAAUCUCUUUUUGUUUCUAUGGGGUUUUUGUGGGAGGGGGGUCCUCGGACCCAUCAAAGCAUGGCUGUUGAGCAUCAUCGAGCCCUUGAAACUAUUGGAAAAUGGAGCUGGUCUUCGACUGCAUGGAGUUCAUUCCCAGUGUCAUAAUAAAAGUCCCUCUUCUCCAAUCACUCCAGGAAGCAUCCAAUCACCUACCUGCUUGUGCUCUAAGCCCGGUUGCCUCCAUGCAUCUGAAUUGAAGGGCGCUGCUGCAGAUUGUGCAAGACGAUGAUGCACUAAAGUAAGGAUAUGACAAAAUAAGAAAAAAAAACAGUUGGUCGAUGAUGAGGACAUUUGUGCAAAGACCAGCCACCGCUAUGGGCAAGCCUUCCAGCGAAUGACGGCUUUAAGUGUAUGACAGACACUUGUUUAGCCAAUGAGAGAACUGGUCAACACACAUUGUCCCGCCCCAAGGAUGGCUCUCGGCCAUUGGCAGGCCGUCCUAAACCCGACAAACGCCAAACAUGUACCCAAGAUGGAGACCUCUUGUACAUAUGAUAUCCUGGCUUCAGAGAAAGCCAUAGAGGAUGAACAGUGUAAACAGAAACCAAAAAAAAAUUAAUAAAAAGACAAUGUGAACAGGGACAUUGGUUGUGCUCUGAACGUGGAUGUAAUACUAUGGCCCAUGUGAUGCAGUUGUGUUUUUGAAUAUUAGUAAGCAGACUGUCUGCUCAAUGUUUUUAAAUUCAUUCAUUUUUAUUUCAAUAUUAAUUAUUUUCAUCAAGUGAGGAUUGCAUUAUGUCAGAGUAAGUUACUUGACUGAUUGCUGGACUCCAGGCUUGUGUUAAACCCCCUCCAAAUUGAGGCUAUGUGCGUGUGUACUUGUGCGUGCGUGCGUGUGUGUCUGUGUGUCUGUGUGUCUGUCUUUCUGUGUGUGUUCCUGAAAAGGUAAAUUUAGGUGCACAUUACUAUCUUAAUCAUUAUUAAACAAUAUGAAGUUACCAUUGGUUCGUGGCUUCAGGCAAGUUUCCCAGAAUUCUCCCUAAGGCUUAGCACACUCUGCUGUCUCCUUCCAUGAUUUGGCUUUUCACCAGUACUUUUUUUUCUUUUCUCAAUUGCACAGGAAGACAAACUCAUUUAUUUAAGUUUUGUUAUGCAUGUAUGAAGCUUUAAUGAUGAUUUUUUUUCUCUCUCUCUCUCUCUCUCCCUCUCUGAGGGUUUUCUCAUAAUACUGGUCGCAGCUGACUGCUGAAAAGCUUGUGCUCAUUACCGUUGAAUCGUGAAGAAUCUUCACAAAAGAUUUUCACAAAAAAUCUUCACCGAACCGCAUAAAAAAACUGGUAAUAGCAAUCCCUAAAACCUUGACACUCCCGUGUUGGCCAUGAAUGCAGGCUUGAGCAUUAAUCGAGAGCUACUGUAUGUGGCUUACCCUGUUUGUCUGCGUUCGGGUAUGCUAGUGGUGACACACUAAACACCUUGUUUGCUGCUAAGUCGCCCUUGUUUGAGACAGUGUUUUUGUUUUAUUGUUUGCAGUCGCUGCUGUGGAGCCCCAUUGAGUUGCGCUGUCCUCAAAUGUUGUGGAAUACAGUUUGUGUUUCAGACAAACGUUACACAUCUUAGCCAUGGCCUGGUGUACAACGAGGCAUGCCAAAUGUCUGAUGUAUAUAUGGUCUGACCCACUGCCUGAUGCAUAGGUUGGAUCAUCAGAUGUUGGCCUAGGACAGUAGCCUGGUGAAUGACGAGGAAGCUGCUCUCAAAAUCCUAAAUUAGGCUAUGAUCCUUCUAGGGGUGAGUUUCUAAUCUUGGAUGAAAUGUACGAGAGGAGAAAUCAGAGAUUAUCAUUCAGUAUGUGUUUUUGAGCAAAGGUUUGUCCCGCAAUGCAACAAAAGGUCAUAUAUUAAAAAGAAAAACACUUUCAGCUAACAAUUACCUUCUCCAGCAGAAGGACUUUUUUAAUCAAGUGUGUCUUCAGUUCUGGUGUCUAAGUUUUGUUUUUUGUUUCUUUUGCCGUUUUCUUUUCUUUGUAAAAUGUUUGUUUGAAAAUGAAGAAUGCUUUUGCACUUAUUAAGAUUUCUCUGUAUGGAUGAACAGGCAUGUUGGCAAGUAAGAGUUCAUCCUGUGGUUUUCCCCACAGCAAAGGUGGGGAAAUCACAUGUUCUUACCAAAAUGGACAGAGACGAGACAUUUGCACCUUACACUACCAUUUGUGUUAUUGUUUAACAGUUAAGUCACAGGUUUUAUCCGUCAGUUGUUUCUCUGACCACAUGAAGUUGCAGUGAAGCAUUUGGCCCAGGAAGUGUGCUCCAUUUCUCCUUGAGCCUGAUGGUAGAUGUCACAAAGGGGUUGAAACACUUGCGAACAGAAACCAAUUUUCAGAAAGUCAAACUGAAUGUGCACCCAAGGUUGGUGAACACCACAAUGCUCUCUGAGCAUUUCUUUGUAAGGGUCUCUGAAUUAUAAUUCAGAAAAUAUAUAAAUAUGUUGGGUCUCCAGCUGUCUCUAUAUAUAAACACUAGAAAAUGUGGCGAUAUUUUGUAUGGAAGUUCAAACUACAUGUGCUGUGAAAUAAUCAGAAGCAUUUAUUGGUAUUUGUUAUUUUAUAGCAAUGAUGAAUAUAAUUAAUAAAUAAAAAAUCUGCUUCUUUUUUUUUUGGGGGGGGGGGGUGAUAAAUGUUUUGGGAGGUAAAUUAUUUUCUCACCGUCAUUAAUAGAACACAAAAUCAAAGACAUAAAGUAUUUUUAUGCUUUUAAUCUCAAUUUCAACUGUUUUGCAUAAUGUACCUGUAUUUAUUCAAGAAACCAGCUUUAUUUGGUGAUUCUGGUAUCUGGGACCUAAGGAUGUUCUAUAAACACCAUUUAUUUCUAAAUAUGUACUUCAUGUAGAAUAAAAUAUUGAUUUAUAUGCAAAUUAA